UUCUUUCUUUCCCUUCUCUCUUACUUUCAGUAUUUUUAAUAUCAGCGUAUCACUGCUAAGAGUGGUUUUUGGUGUAAUGAUUUAAGGAUGAUUUAAUUCCAGUAGUCAGGAAAUCCCUAGAGAACAAAGAAAAAGCAAGCAUUUAUGAAGUGCCUACUGUGUUGCCAGGCCUUGUGCUAAGUGUUUUGCAGUUAACUUAUUUGAUCUCACAAAAAGCCUGAGUGGUAGGUGGGUGCUAUUAUGACCCUCACUUUACAUUUGAGCAAACUGAGGCAUUUGGGGAUUAAGUAAUUUGCACAGGGUCCUACAAGUAAGUGCACUAAAGUGGAUUUGAACAACAUUCUUUCUGAUGUGCCACCUUGAUGUAAGGUAGUCUUGAGUCUUGGAGAGGAGAGAUCCCCAAGGGGCCUAUUGUCUUAGUGUGAACUUGUAUGGCCAUUUCUCCUCCAAGCAUUGAAAAGGCAUGUCAUGAGAACCAUAUACCAUAAUCAGCUGACUAAAAGGGGAAGUUUCACUCGGUCAUGUGUGACUCCUGAUAGUGUUUCCCCCUUUUGCUUGGAGAAUUACUCAACUCUGACCGGAUAUCUCGAUUUCAUCUACUCACAACUGCCUGCUCUGUGCAAGGAUGUUGAGAAAGAAAAGGAAACCCACAAUUAUCUCAGCACAGAGGAAAUCAAAGAGAAGGUUCACAACUACAAUUUAACUGUUACAGACAAACUGAAGAUGACCUUGAAUUCCAAUGGGAUUUACACUGGCUUCAUCAAAGUUCAAAUGGAAUUGUGCAGACCUCUCAGUGUGUGGACUUCUCGGAACGAAGAAAAACAUGCCUUUAUUAAUAAUGGCUGCAUGAAUACACUUCACAUCAGCAGCACCAACACUGUCCGGGAAGUUAUUGAAGCCUUACUCAAAAAGUUUCUAGUGUCUGAAAGCCCAGCCAAGUUUGCACUUUAUAAACGUUGUCACAAGGAAGAUCAAGUGUACACGUGCAAGCUGUCAGACCGAGAACACCCCCUUUACCUGCGUUUGGUAGCAGGCCCAAAGACAGAAACUCUGAGUUUUGUUCUACGGGAACGUGAAACCGGAGAGUGGGAAGCCUUCAGUCUUCCUGAGCUACAGAACUUCUUGCGGAUCCUGAACAAGGAAGAAGAUGAACAGCUGCAGAACCUUAAACGGCGUUAUGCAACUUACAGACACAAACUUGAAGAAGCCCUCCAAGGAACAUGGAAGCUGGAUUAAACAUCAGCCCCAAAACACUCAGGAAUAGUGCAGGCUACUUAAAAAAAAACAAAACAAAAAUUAAAAAACCAACAAACUCAGAUGUAGCAUGCUCAGUACAAUCGACAAGGCAGCCGCAGGUGUACUCUUUUAUUAAGUGAGCUGGUUUACAGUUUUGUGAUGAGACAGGGUACCUCUCCUCAACUUUUAUUUAGUUCCAUUCAGCACCCGGCACCUAUGACCUAUUUAAGGGACCUGGAAGCUUAUUAAGUUUUAAUACCACCUCAGAAUCCUCUGUUGGUGGGUAGUAUUGCCCCUCAGCAGGCUGUGACUCUGUGGUAGAUUGCUAACAGAACUCAAGGAUGCUUUGAAAUAUGAAGGACAUGAGUGUGACUUUUCCACUUACCUUUUAAAAAUGGCUUUUAGCCUAAGAAUACAGAUUGGUUAUUUUUUUUAAACUGAAAGAAAAAUACAAUCUGAAUAGUUUUAAGCAUAUACUGUUUUUCCUGAUGUUAAACAGUUUAUAAUUUUGCAUGAAAAUAGCCAUUUAUAAUGGAAGGUAUAAGGAAGCUAGGAACUUUUGAGAAAAUUUGAAAGGUUUUCAAUGGAGUGUAGACUUAAGGAAAGAAAAAAGUAAGUUAGAAAGAAAGUAUGAGCAGAGAUGGAGAUUCUUUGGUAGCCAGCGAUGGAAUUGUGAAUAGUUUGGUUAUGAUGGGUAAGAGGGAUGUGGAAUUUGCUUGUAACUCACUUUUAAAUUAAUAGUUUUUAAAGUGUAAGAUAUUACAUAUAGGAUGACUUGAUUUCUUAGAGGAGGGGAGAUUUGGGAAAACAGGUAAUGCAAGGGAACCAAGAAAAGCCAGGUUAGUCCUGAGCUUGCUAUGAAAAUUAAGGGGAUAUCAGGUACCUUAUAAACCUGGAUAUUUGUCUAAGAAGAGCAGUAUCGCUCAGGGAACUUGGGGUGACCUACUUCUCUCCAUGAAUCCAAUAGGUGUGGAAAAUGGUGGGUCUGUUUGGUGCAAUAUCUGUAAGGAAACAGACCUAAAUCAAGAGAAGCACAGACCAGUUCCCAAGAAAUUGUGAAGACUUUGAUGAUACUCAAUGAUGUUCGCUUAGUAUUUUAGAAACUUGUGUUGCCAUUCUGUGGCUUCUUUUAUGUGAGGUUGUUUCUUAGGAAGGUCUGUCUUUGUCCUUAGCAGAAAAGACUAGAGGAAAGGACCUAUUUCACCAAGGUGCAUCUGAUUCUUGUUUUCUAGGCUAAGACUAAAGUAUUCCAAGUCCUGUGGAGCAUCCAUGAUCAUUUUUCUUCUUCCUCUCCUUUUCUCCCUCUGUUUUUCCUUUUCCUCUCUUUGGCGUCUCGAUAUUCCAAUACUGAACCAGCAUGUGUUUGUUAUGUUACCAAGUUCUCCCCUCCCCACCCAAGCCUCAGAGCAUGGAAGGAAAACGGAGGGGAAAAGUUUGUAUUUGACUGCUAAUGUAACCGGUAUUCUUACAGAGACGUUUAUUUAAACCACAGAUGCUUGUUCCAACAACCAAAGAAAGUGGAUGGGUGUGCAAUAGAAGCCUUCGUAGAACAGAACCAGAUGCAAGUAACUAGAAUAUAUGGUUUAUUCCAGUGGAAACAUGAAAAAAUAAAAUUUACUUAAGUUCAAGAGGGCCCAUGCAGCCCAUUUUUACUCUAGACAUUUAUUAUAAAUUCCCAAGGAAUUGUUAACACGUUAGUGACACCUAAUGGCUUCUUUGCGAAACUCCAAGGUGGUUCAGUCCUGUGCCUCUUAAUCUGCAACCUGUGCCUUCCUCUUCUCAUCUCUGGAUUUUCAGGCUGACUUGAUGAAGAACAAUCAUUCUGUCCUGUUUGUGGGUUAUGUAGUACUAAACAAGUGACUAAGACAAUCAUAUCUUCUGAAACUGUUAUGUUUUUUUUUUCUCCUUAAACAUAGAACGAUAUAAAAUAUGUUUUCCACACCAUGUCUGUUUAGUUUGCAUGAAACUAUGUAGUUGCAUGUAUGAGGUUUUAAGUGACAUUAUCAACAGACACUUUACUGUAAUGUUCAGGGAAUAUUGUUAUUUUCUUUUUAUUAUUCAGACCACAGCCUGGGUUUGAAUUUUCUAUUAGCAGCCACCACCUGAGUUUUGACUAACCUGUCCCUUGCAAGGAGAAGUUUUUAUUUUAUAAAGUUCCAGUUUCAAUGCUCUUAGGAUCUAUAACAGUGGUAGCUGAUGGGUAUCUGUGAAUUGCCUUUUUUUUUUUUUUUUUUUUUUACUUGAAGUAGAUUGUAAAAUAGGCAUUCUCAUUUUAUAUUAUCCAGAAACCUCAGUGGUUGUUUUAUAUGCACUACAAGUCAUGAUUUGGAAAACUUACUGUAUUGAAAUUUGUAGAUCUAGAAAGACUGAUUAUUUUUGUGUGUGUCCCUCUCCCCCAUUCCCCCCAACACUGGUUACUGCAGCAGCCUUUAAAUAUUAAAAAAAAAAAAAAAAGAAAAAAGAAAGAAAAGAAAGAGAAUGUUUUUUAAAAGGUCUAGCCAAAGAAAUGUUUGAAUUUAUUUUUUAUCGAUUGUUAUAUUAAAUGGCCUAAGUUUUGCUGUAGUGUUGUUAAUAUUCAUGUAUGAUGGUACAGGAAAGAGGUUGAAAUGAGGUGGUGGGUAACGCAGGGAAGCAUUUUAAAUUGUAAAACUAAAAAAAGUUUUUUUUUUUUAAAGUUAUACUAUUUAUAAUUUUGACGUUUAAUUUUAUUUUUAUAGGGAAACUUCUUUCCCCUUAAAAUUGUUUCUGAAAUGGCAAAUUGUGGUUCCAUUUUAAUAUUAAAGUUGCAGUUGUUGUUUGUU
This is a messenger RNA of Sarcophilus harrisii (Tasmanian devil), 4037 nucleotides long. It is a transcript of the gene RASSF3, whose product is annotated as Ras association domain family member 3. Gene Ontology annotation, biological process: signal transduction. Gene Ontology annotation, cellular component: cytoplasm. Bases 469 to 1236 code for a protein of 255 amino acids. Lineage: Eukaryota; Metazoa; Chordata; Mammalia; Dasyuromorphia; Dasyuridae. The record is from RefSeq and is a predicted model, not a curated record. The transcript is spliced from 6 exons.